UAGCAACUUUUUCGCAGUAGUAGUAUUCUGUUGUAAGUUUGGAUUGUCUACAAUGUAAAGAGAGUGUAUUCUCCAUUCUAUACGUCUGGUACUCUAGGUUCCCCUGAAUCCCUCAUCCAGGGAUUGGUAGAAUGUUAUGUAGCUGGCAGUCUAGUGUGCACCAUGUGUCCCUGAACACGUGUGACAAUGCGCGCUAUAGAGCUGGGGGCUGCCCGAUAUAGCGCUUCUGCAUUAUCGUAUUGGUUGUCUUUAUUAUUCGACAAUUAUUUUCCUGACGUGCCCCGGGUUGUGGUUGGCCACUUUCAGCCAUGAAGCUCAAGUCACAGGCCAAUAAAGAAAGCAGCAUGAGCGGCCGCCGGGUGUGCACAGUGCGGGGCCCGGUAGCUGCGGUUCGGCGGGAGGAGACGGAGAUGGCGGCGGGGCCGUGGUGUGGGGCUGCCUCCCUCGCCAGAGGAAACGAGACAUUACACAGAGAGAAGGAGGGGGAGGGGAGGGCGACUCUCGCCUCAUACUCCCGGCGGGAGAGCUGUACAAGCCUCACUGCACGACUGCCCCCCGCUGCCGGUCAUGUGACCUUAACGUAACCGGACAGGAAAGCACCGACAGUUUUUUUUCCCUCUCUAUUACCGCCCGCCUCUCGGAGAGGCAGACAAGACGCCGGAGGAGGAGGCAGCAGGCGCCGAGCACGGGAUCCGCAGCACACGCACGGCAGAGGCUCCAUUGAGAAGAUGGAUUUGGCCAACCAUGGACUUAUACUUUUGCAGCAGUUAAAUGCCCAGAGAGAGUUUGGAUUUUUAUGUGACUGCACUGUUGCCAUUGGCGAUGUUUACUUUAAGGCACAUAAAUCAGUCCUUGCUUCCUUUUCCAACUAUUUCAAGAUGCUCUUUGUACACCAGACAAGUGAAUGUGUUCGCUUGAAAUCAACUGAUAUCCAGCCAGACAUUUUCAGUUAUCUCUUACACCUGAUGUAUACUGGAAAAAUGGCACCUCAACUCAUCGAUCCUGUACGCCUUGAGCAAGGCAUAAAAUUUUUGCAUGCCUUUCCUCUAAUUCAAGAAGCCAGUCUUGCAAGUCAUGGUGGGUUUUCCCACCCAGAUCAGGUUUUUCCACUUGCAUCUUCUCUUUAUGGAAUUCAGAUAGCAGAUCAUCAGAUAAGACCUCCAGCAAAAGCCACCCCUGCGUCUGAGAAAACUAAUCGUGAGACUCGACCACAGACCACCAGGAUAAAUCAGGAUGCAUCAUCAGAUAAUGGGCAGAUAUCUCAGCUCCAGUCAUCACUUCCUGCAGCAAAUCGGACAAACUUAACAUUCUCUGAGCCUGUACAGGCACCGAUGUCACCAGAACCAACGUCUUCGGUCCUUCCAGCAGCUUCUUUGGAGGAAAACAGCAUGGAAGAGUCACCAAGUGAAGAACAAAACUCAUCCCUAACAAUUGCUCAUGUGAAGCCAAGCAUCAUGAAGAGAAAUGGAAGUUUCCCGAAGUAUUAUGCCUGUCAUUUGUGUGGUAGGCGCUUUAAUUUAAGAAGCAGCCUGCGGGAACACCUCCAAAUUCACACAGGAAUUCCAUUUAGCUCCUCUACUGGGCAGAAUGAAUCCAGCAUUUCCCCUACCUUCUGCAACAAUGGAUCAGAGAUGGGAAAAGAAUCAAUGGAAGCUGCUGAGACUGGCAUAAUCAGUGACAGUGAGAUGCCACAAAUCUCUGAUUCUCCAAUCAUUGAUGGGCAACAGCAGGCUGAGACACCACCACCUUCAGAUAUUGCAGAUAUAGAUAAUUUGGAACAAGCUGAUCAGGAAAGAGAAGUCAAACGUAGAAAGUAUGAGUGCACCAUUUGUGGGCGUAAGUUUAUCCAGAAAAGCCAUUGGCGGGAGCAUAUGUACAUCCACACAGGCAAGCCAUUCAAAUGCAGCACCUGUGACAAGAGCUUUUGUAGAGCAAAUCAAGCUGCAAGGCAUGUGUGCCUAAAGAGUUCUGACACCUACACAGUGGUGGAUAAGCAGACUCUAGAGCUAUGUUCCUUUGAUGAAAGUAGCCAAAUGGACAACAUGUUAGUUCAAACGAAUAAACGUUAUAAGUGUAACUUGUGUGACAAAACUUUUUCCACACCCAAUGAGGUGGUGAAACAUACGUGCCAAGGCCCAAAUUCGGACGUCUUUGCUCUUGACGAUGAAGGGAAGUCUAUCCUGUUAAGUAGCGGGGACUCGGAAGCUGCAGACGAGCACUCUAUGAUAACAUCAAUUAAAAAAGAGCAAGAAACUGCACUAGAUUAGUUUUUGAGGGCUGUGUAUAUUCUUGAUUUCCUACAUUUUAUAAAUAUAUAUAUAUAUUUUUUUUUUUACCUAGAGCAUCUUUCAUUUCUAUUCUUUCCGUCCCUUUUACUCUUCCUCUGCAGUUUGGCAGCAAAUUCCUGAGGACUUUUUAUUUUUUAUUUUUUUCUCCCCUUCUCUAAUUUCUAAUGGAACUGGAACAAUGUAAUGGCCUCCCUAAUAUCAGUAGAACUACUGAAGUUUAGAAAAAAUGUGUUUGUAGAUGAAACAUGUUUGAAAUGUAUUUGUGCAUAUUGGGGAAGCAAGUAUUUUUGGCUCAGAGAAAUUUAAAUAAAUCUAAAUGCAUACACAUUUAAUAUAUCAUGUUUGUUUUCCUCAGCGCAUGUCCUUGACAACGUGAUAUUAGGCAAGCAGUGACUGACAUACUGUUGAAAUAUAUAUAUUUUAUUUUUAUUUAGCCUGAUCAUUCAGCCUUAUUGGUAUUUAAAUAUAUAUAUAUAUAUUUUUUUUUAUAACAAGGACUACAUAGAAAAUUAAUUUCAUUUUGUUUUUGAUCAAAAUGUGAAAUUUGUGGAUGGGCUUUGUUUGAAAAUUUCACUAAUCUUUUAAGUAGAUACUAAGUUGCAGAUAAUUAUAAAAAAAAAAAAAAAAAAUGCCCAAAAAUGCAUAAGCAAAUUCACUCAGUAGUGGUUUUAGGCUGAGCUCAUACACACGUAACAAUGCUCCUUUUUUUUUUUUUUUUUGCACCACUAUUACAGCCAAAAGUUGUGCCCCGACCAAAGGACUAAGGAUCUAUAAUGCUUUCAGGUUCAAAUCAUUGACUCAUGGUCAGUUCUGGGUAGGACUAAUAUAGAUGCAAAAAAUAAAAAAAAUAUGUUGCGCUUAACUAAAUCCAGCUGAUUAAGAAAAAAAAUGCCUGGCUAACAUUGUUUUUUUUUUUUUUUUCUGUAAAUCACUAAAGUAUUGCAACCUGCUGUGCCUUACUUCUUACAUAAGUGAUACAUUCAAGAAUGAACUUCCAUUUUAAUAAAAAUUUUGCCCAAAUUAAGGUAGUCUUAGCCAAUGUCUUAACUAACUAUUGAUUAAUUUUUAGAUCCUAGAUAAUUCACCUCUAUAGCACAUGAACAUGUCCCUUGUAUGUAUAUGCUGUUUUUGUUUAGAAUACAUUGAAUGGUAAUAAAAAAGUCUAUUUUUUCCAUACUUAAUCCCUUACAUGACAAUUUUUUUUUCUGGUUUUAUCAGUGUUUUGUGUGGGUUUUUUCCCCUCAUUUUGAGCCUAGAAUACAAUUUUUUUUUUUUUUUUUAAUAUUUUUCCAUGUCUAAUUUGUUUUAAUGCUUAAAGUAUUUAAAGUAGCAUUUCUAGAAAUCGCUUUAAUUAACCUGUUGGUUGGUAUCCAUUGUCACAUACAUACUUUAUUUUUCUUUAAAAAUAAAGCAAAUUUUUUUUUUCUUUUUUAAAAAGUGGCUUGUCAUUAUGUUCAAUAGAUUGCUACACUUUGUAUUUCCAUAAAUUGACACUUGGUCACUAAUCAACCUG
Molecule: messenger RNA, 3801 nt
Organism: Hyla sarda
Lineage: Eukaryota; Metazoa; Chordata; Amphibia; Anura; Hylidae
Gene: ZBTB2
Product: zinc finger and BTB domain containing 2
Exons: 3
Coding region: 729-2267 (512 amino acids)
Biological process (GO): regulation of transcription by RNA polymerase II
Cellular component (GO): nucleus
Molecular function (GO): DNA-binding transcription factor activity, RNA polymerase II-specific; RNA polymerase II cis-regulatory region sequence-specific DNA binding; protein binding
Source: RefSeq, a predicted model, not a curated record